AUGGCUGAUAAAACUGCACCAAAGAGUCAGCUCAGACUGGAAUGGGUUUAUGGAUAUCGUGGACAUCAAUGCCGUAAUAAUCUGUACUAUACAAGUAGUAAAGAAAUUGUUUACUUCGUAGCUGGUGUUGGCAUCGUUUACAAUAUCAAAGAGCAUAAGCAACGAUUUUUCUUAGGCCAUAACGAUGACAUUAUAAGCUUAGCUUUGCAUCCUGAAAAGAGAUUGGUAGCUACCGGUCAAGUCGGUAAUAGCCCGUAUAUUUGUGUAUGGGAUACCGGAACGACACAAGCUGUAUCUAUUUUAAAGGAUUCUAAUAAACGCGGUAUUGCUGGUUUAGCAUUCAAUGGUAACGGCUCUUUGUUAGUAUCAGUUGGUUUGGAAGACUCACAUCAAAUUGCAGUCUGGGAUUGGGCAAAGGGUAGAAUCCUAGCUUCCGUUCCUGGACAUACUGAAAGGGUGUUUGAUGUUCAGUUUAAUCCUUUUGUGAAUAAUCAACUGGUGUCUUGUGGAGUGAAACACAUUAACUUUUGGUCGUUAUGUGGUAAUGCUCUUAUGGCAAAGAAAGGUAUUUUCGGUAGAGCUGGAGAAAUACAAACACUAUUAUGCUUGGCAUUUGCUCCUGACAGUAUCAUAUAUUCGGGUACAUUAAGUGGUGAUAUCUACAAAUGGCGAAACCACGAGUUGAUUCACAAUUACCAAAAUGCUCAUAGGAGUGCUAUCUUUACUAUAUUUCAAUGCAAUGAUGGCUAUACUACUGGCUCUCGCGAUGGUACUGUGAGAUUAUGGGAUACAGAAUUUAAACCGAUCGUUAAGCUUGAUCUUACGCAAACUUCGGGUGGCUAUCCAGAUCUUUCUAUUCGUAGUGUUUGCUGGCAUGGAGAUAAGAUUUUAGUUGGGACCAGAGAUAGUGAAAUUUUUGAGAUUUCUGUGCGUGAUCGAGAUAAGCCAAAAUUACUUAUUCAAGGACAUGCUGAAGGCGAAUUAUGGGCUUUAGCACCCCAUCCAAAAAAGGCGUUUUUUGUUACUGGCAGUGAUGAUUGUACCGUCAGGUUAUGGAGUAUGAGCGAUAAUCACCUUCUAUCUAAAAUAGCGGUACCGCAGCCGGUACGUUCAGCAGCAAUUAGUACUGAUGCUGUUCACAUUGCUGUUGGAUUACAAGAUGGUUCCUUUGUAAUUUUGAAAGCUAGAGAUUUGUCAGAGAUAUUAGUCACUAAAGAUCGCAAAGAAGCCAUUCAUGAAAUGAAAUAUUCACCCUGUGGAAAUUUUUUAGCAGUCGGUUCUAAUGAUGGAAUUGUAGACAUUUAUGCUGUUAAUCAACGAUAUAAACAUGCAGGUCAAUGUUCUGGUAGUACAAGUUUCAUUACCCAUGUUGAUUGGUCAGAAGAUUCUAAGCAUUUACAAGUAAACAGUGGCGUUGGAGAACGCCUUUUUUUUCGUAUGCCAACUGGUAAGCAGAUAACUAAUCAGGAAGAAAUGGAAUCCAUCCACUGGGUAUCUUGGACGUCAACAUUAGGACCGGAAGUGAAUGGAAUUUGGGCUAAAUACUCUGAUACGAAUGAUAUUAAUGCUGUAGACACAAGUUAUACUAAUCAAGUCUUAGUUUCUGGUGAUGAUUUUGGUUUGGUUAAAUUAUAUCGAUUCCCAUGUGUUAAAAAAGGAGCCAAGUUUAAAAAAUAUGUUGGACAUUCCGCUCAUGUUACCAAUGUGCGAUUCUCACAUGAUAAAUCACGCGUCAUCACUGUCGGUGGAGCAGAUCAUGCUAUAUUUCAGUGGAGAUUUCUACCUGAUGGAGCUGCGACCCCACGCGAUCAAGAAGAUGAUGACCUACAUGAUCAGCAAAGUGGCUUUGUAGAUUCUGAUAGUGAAGAAAGUGAUUCCGAUAUUUCCGAUGUUGGUGCUAUGGAUAGCGAUAUUGAAGUAGAAAAACAGCAAACCUAUGAAAGAACUUUCUAUCGUGAAGAUGCUGUUGCACUGAAACAGCAGCAUCGCCAAGAUAAGAAAAUACGUGGUAAAAGCACUGAUAAAAGAGCUGGUGCACCUACUUUUGGCUUAGAUUUACACUUUUCCUUCGGGUAUCGUGGGUAUGACUGUCACAAUAAUAUAUUUUAUACAUCUAAAGGAGAAAUAGUCUAUCACAUUGCAGCUGUGGGUAUCGUCUAUAAUCGUGAAGAUAAUACGCAACGUUUUUACCAGGGUCAUACAGAUGAUAUUCUAUCGCUGUCAAUACACCCUACCAAGGAUAUAGUUGCUACCGGUCAAGUUGGUCGAGAUCCUACGAUACAUUUAUGGGAUGCGGCUACUUGUCAAGUACUUUCCGUCUUGAAAGGGCAACACUCUCGCGGAGUUUGUACAGUAGAUUUUUCAGAUGAUGGAAAGAAAUUAGCUUCAGUUGGGCUAGACGAUAAUCAUACUAUCGUUGUAUGGGAAUGGAAAAAAGGAGAAAAAAUUGCAACCACUAGGGGCCAUAAGGAUAAAAUAUUUAGCAUUAAAUGGAAUCCACAUAGUCAUGAUCAGGUUGUUACAGUUGGAGCUAAGCAUAUCAAAUUUUGGACACAAACUGGCGGUGGUUUCACAUCAAAACGUGGAACUUUUGGCCAAGCAGGGAAAUUAGAUACUAUGCUGUGUUUGACAUACGGCAAAACUGCCGACACUUGCUAUUCUGGGUGUGCGAAUGGACGAAUUUAUCAUUGGCAAGGUACAAGCUUAGUUGAGACCGUUAAAGGUCAUGAAGGACCCGUAUUAGCUAUGUGUACUUUGGAAAAGGGUUUUAUUACCGGUGGCAAAGAUGGAACUGUUGCUUUAUGGGACGAUUCAUUCAAGAAAUGUAUCAAAAAUUAUAAAAUUACGCGGUCCGCUUUGGCUCAAGGUAACUAUACAUCACUAAUGUUUGACGAUAAUCCAUCUAUCAGAUCGGUAGUGCUUGGACAUUCAAAAAUAUUACUUGGAACGAGAAAUAGUGAGGUCCUUGAAAUGGAUAAAGGUGGUACCAUAAAAGUAUUAGUUCAAGGUCACUGCGAGGGAGAACUAUGGGGAUUAGCUACUCACCCUUCUGAGCAUAUUUGUUGUACUGUCGGUGAUGAUCGAUCUGUAAGAAUUUGGGAUUUGACGAACCGACGACUAAAAAAUUUUCGCAAGCUGAGAAAGCCUGGUCGAUGUGCAAGUUAUUCACCAGAUGGACGAGCCAUUGCUAUUGGUUUCAAAGAUGGGAGUUGUUGCGUUAUUGACUCGAGUUCAUUAGAUGAUAUGGCAGAAUUUCAUCAUCGUAAGGAAGAAAUUUCUGACAUACGAUUCUCACCUGGUCAAGGAAAGUAUUUAGCAGUGGGAUCUCAUGACAACUUUGUUGAUAUAUACAAUGUACUAAAUAGUAAAAGAGUAGGGAUAUGCAAAGGAGCAUCUAGCUACAUCACUCACGUCGAUUGGGAUAAACGAGGCAAAUUAAUACAUGUCAAUACUGGUGCGAAGGAGGAGCUAUUCUUUGAAGCUCCAAGAGGGCAUCGACAAACAAUUCGAUCAGCCGAACUGGAAAAAAUGGACUGGAAUAAUUGGACUUGCGUUUUGGGAAGUUUAUGUGAAGGCAUUUGGCCUCAUAAAUCCGAUGUGACCGACGUUAAUGCUUCCCAUUUAACAUCAAAAGGAAAAAUUCUAGCAACUGGAGAUGACUUUGGAUUUGUUAAAAUAUUUGGUUUUCCAGUCAAGGGUAAAUUUGCUAAAUUUAAAAAGUACGUUGGUCAUUCCGCUCAUGUUACCAACGUACGUUGGACGCACGAUAAUAAAUAUCUUAUUUCGACUGGUGGAGCCGACACAUCAGUUAUGGUCUGGGCUAAUAAAGGACGCGCUGGGUACGGUGAAAGCGAUGACUCCGAUACUGAUUCAGAAGAAGAAGGUGGUUAUGAUAGCGAUGUUCAACGCGAAAAGAAUAUAGAUUAUGAUGCAAAGACGUAUGCAAAUCCGAUACGAAGAAAUGAAGGUACUAAACCUCACAUGAAAGCAGACGAUCAAGAGGCUAUUGAUGUAAAUCGGCCUCAAGUCAGCCGUGGUGUUGCGGGACCGCCUAAAGUACUAAAACGUGAUCCACCACAGUUAGCGUCAGGAAAGAAGCGCAAGCCACUUUACGUUCAGGACAUGAGAUUAGAUCAUGUUUUUGGAUAUCGUGGAUUCGAUACACGUAACAAUUUACAUUAUUUACCCAAUGGAAAUAUCGUUUAUCAUGCUGCAGGCACUGGAAUUGUUCGGGACAUGGCUAAUGGAACACAAUCAUUCUAUCUGGAACAUACGGACGAUAUCUUAUGUUUAAGUGUCAAUCAAAACCCUAAAUUUGAAAAUAUUGUAGUAACAGGUCAACUAGGUAAAGUGGCUAUGGCUCACGUAUGGCAUGCUUCUUCUAAAGAGACUUUAUCUAUCUUACGUGGAUUUCAUAAGGGUGGUAUUUGUGCGGUUAAUUUUAGCAGCAGUGGAAAAUUAGUAUUGACGGUUGGGAUUGAUGAUAAUCACUCUGUUGCAGUAUGGCAAUGGCAAGAUGGUACGAGAGUGGCAACGUCGCAUGAUCAUAACGAGAGGAUCUUAUAUGCACAAUUUCGACCUGAUUCUAAUUCUCAUUUCGUUACUGUUGGUGUUAAACACGUCAAAUUUUGGACUGUUGCUGGUGGAGCUUUACUUGGUAAACGUGGUGUUUUUGGACAGGGUGCAGGGGAAGAUCUUUCCAAUUUGAAGAUGCAAACGAUGUUAUCAAUAGCCUUCGCACCAAAUAAUGUCACAUAUACCGGAGCCAUGAGUGGAGAUGUGUAUGUUUGGUCUGGCAAUCAAUUAGCUCGAGUGAUUAGUAAGGCUCACACUGGGCCAGUCUUUACUUUGUAUACAACUCAAAAAGAUGGAUUAAUUCUUAGUGCCGGGAAGGAUAAAUUUGCAAAAGAGGGAGCAAAUAUUAAAUUAUGGGAUAUUGAAAUGAAACGAUGUAAAACUUAUGGUCUUGGUAAAGAAUUCAGUAGAACUAUCGUUCGAGCUGUUAAUCGCCACAAGGGAAAAUUACUGAUAGGAACACAAGAGGGUGAUAUUUUAGAGCUGGCGGAAAAAGGCGGUGUAGUCCAGAUUGUGGCCCAAAGCCAUGCCGAAGGAGAAAUUUGGGGAUUAGCUACUCAUCCGCAAUUGCCGUUCUGUGUUUCUGCUAGUGAAGACCAAACUAUUUGUUUAUGGGACGUUAGCAAGCAGGCUUUAGCUAUGAAAGCGAAUGUAGGUCAACCUGCUCGUUCUGCUUGUUUCAAUCCAGCUGGUGAUAUUGUUGCUGUCGGUCUUAAAAAUGGGGAGUUCUUAUUAUUAAAGCCAACACAAGAUAGCUUUAAGAUCAUUAGUAGAAAGCGUGACCGCCACAAGUCCAUUAAUGAUUUGAAAUUCAGUCCUGAUGGUCGUUGCUUGGCUAUCGGGUCAGACGAUAACUGUGUUGAUUUCUAUGAUACUGGUCCAGGCAGUAACUUGACUAGACUUGGAUAUUGCAAAGGGAUACCUAAUUAUGUAACUCAACUUGAUUGGUCUGCCGAUAGUAAUUAUGUUCAGGUUAGUACCGGAUCGUAUGAACGCUUAAUUUUUUCAGCUCCUUCUGGCAUUCAAAUUACUGAUAAAAAAAAAAUUAAUACUAUUACUUGGAAUACAUGGACUAGCGUAUUAGGUGAUGAGGUAGUUGGUGUGUGGCCUCGUAAUGCUGAUAAUGCGGAUGUUAAUUGUGCAUGCGUGACAAAUACUUGUGAAGCAGUUGCGACAGGAGAUGAUUUCGGUUUGGUUAAACUAUUUAAAUUUCCAUCAACCGAAAAGCAUGCCAAGUUUAAAAGUUUUGUGGGUCAUUCCGCUCAUGUUACCAAUGUUAAAUUUACAUGCGAUGAUCGAUAUUUAGUUAGUGCUGGAGGAGACGAUUGCUGCAUUUUUGUCUGGAAAUGCCAAUAG
This is a messenger RNA of Trichoplax adhaerens, 5931 nucleotides long. RefSeq lists its product as uncharacterized. The record is from RefSeq and is a predicted model, not a curated record. Gene Ontology annotation, molecular function: microtubule binding. Lineage: Eukaryota; Metazoa; Placozoa; Uniplacotomia; Trichoplacea; Trichoplacidae. Bases 1 to 5931 code for a protein of 1976 amino acids. The transcript is spliced from 36 exons.